Kuraishia capsulata CBS 1993 is the source of this 918-nucleotide messenger RNA. RefSeq lists its product as uncharacterized. Gene Ontology annotation, cellular component: spliceosomal complex. Bases 1 to 918 code for a protein of 305 amino acids. The transcript has a single exon. Lineage: Eukaryota; Fungi; Ascomycota; Pichiomycetes; Pichiales; Pichiaceae. Gene Ontology annotation, biological process: spliceosomal complex disassembly. The record is from RefSeq and is a predicted model, not a curated record. Gene Ontology annotation, molecular function: RNA binding.
AUGAACGACGAAGAAAAGGAAUUGGAGGCUUUCAUAGCCAAAGGAGUGGAUAUUUACAAGCUCCUUGAUAUUUCACCCGAUGCUAAGGAUAACGAGAUAAGAAGAGCAUACAGGCGAAAGGCCCUUGUGUUACAUCCAGACAAGAACCCCUCACCAGAAGCACGUGAAUUAUUCAGAGAAAUUGGAAUUGUGCAAUCGAUUUUGACUAAAUCUGAGCUGAGAAUCAAAUAUGACCAAUCAUUAGAGUCUAAGAGGCAAAAGGAGCAAGAAGAACGGAAACUGGAUGGUAAGUACAGAGACUUCCGAAGUAGUCUCUUAAGACGUGAGAAAGAGGUCGUUUCAGCUGGUAAAAAAGCAUCAUUGCGAUCACAAAAAAUCGAGCGAUUACGAGAUGAGGCUCUCCGUCUUCGUCAAAUCAAAGAAAAUGAAUUGCGUUCGAAAACAAGCACAAGAGCUCAACCUCACCAAGACCACCGCACUUCGAUGGUGCUGCCCAAAAGCGUCAAGCUGAAAUGGAAGAAUAAGCUUCAAUUGAUCGACAUGAUCACUGAAGAUGUGAUCGAAAAGCUCAUGAGUGUGUUUGGAGACGUUCGUCGCGUUUCAAUCUUGAGAAGUACCAAUAGGACAAAGGAUAACUAUCACUAUGCUAUUGUCACAUUCGCUUCGUUCAGAUCGUGUGUUUAUUGUUCUUUGCAUGAUUUUUCGCACACAUCGAAUAUCUGGGACUCUUUGGGAUUGCGAAAGCUUGGUAGCCUACUGAGAUCAUGCAAAUUGUGGACAGAAGAGGGUGGGAGUGUUGAGAUAUCUGAAUUGGAGGAUGUCAAGAGUCUCGUUGAUAGCAGAGAAUUGGGGUUUGAUGGAUAUCUGGGCCUGACUUUAUUAAGGCUAGUAAACAGUUACAGUAAUGAAAGUAAAUGA